AUGGGAAUCUUCGCCAUAUUUGCUCUGGUAAUUGUAACAUCAACGUUUUCAAAAGAGCGUUAUUAUUCUGCAAAUGGAAAAAAUUGGGAACCGAGGAAUGAAGGAGACUGUUCAAGAUUUGUGUACGAGUAUAGUAUCUUAGAGAAAUUGAUUUUACUGGAAACAGAACAUGUUAAAUUGCGAGAAAGAAUCGAGAAUCUUGAGAAACAAAGGAAGAGUCCAUCAAAAGUGUCGGUACAUGUACGGCUAUCAAAAGCUACACCCUUGAGUGGAACGGAGAGAGUAAAGUAUGACAUGGAGAUAUCCAACAUUGGAGGAGCCUAUGAUUCGAAAAAUGGUCACUUCACCGCUCCUGUGCCAGGCAUUUAUCUCAUACAUGUUCAGUUAUGUCUAGGCUCGUCAGGACAAUGGAUGGAUUUAAAUAUUGUUAAAGAUGGUGCAGUAGUUGGUCGAGUGUUUUCUGGAGAUCAUUCCUACCACUCCUGUGGUUCGGAAGCAUUAAACAUACAUCUAAAGAAAGGUGACAAUAUCUGGAUUGUAAGGGAAACCGGCAAAUCUACCAGUCUCAAUCAGGAUCAUGGAUGGAACUCUUUCAAAGCUCUUUUAGUUCUCGAAGACUGA
Molecule: messenger RNA, 621 nt
Organism: Mercenaria mercenaria
Lineage: Eukaryota; Metazoa; Mollusca; Bivalvia; Venerida; Veneridae
Product: complement C1q-like protein 4
Exons: 1
Coding region: 1-621 (206 amino acids)
Molecular function (GO): protein binding
Source: RefSeq, a predicted model, not a curated record